Messenger RNA from Camelina sativa (false flax), 1024 nucleotides. Its product is annotated as UPF0725 protein At1g19060-like. The record is from RefSeq and is a predicted model, not a curated record. NCBI's taxonomy places the organism in Eukaryota, Viridiplantae, Streptophyta, Magnoliopsida, Brassicales, Brassicaceae.
AAAAAAAAAAAAAAAAGGCAUCCGCCGAAUAUGGAUUGGACCGUGAUUUCGAGGUUUGGUGCUGAAAAUCACGAGACGUUCAGAUCGUUUCGAUAUCGAGGGAAUCAAAGCACCACCAGGGGCCAUUCCACUGAAUACCUACGACGGUCAACGGGAUCAUCUUGAUCCAUUGGUCAAGCGUUAUGCUAGUGCGGGGCUUCAUCGUUACAAUAUGUUGGAGGGGACAAACUUCAAGCUCGAGGCCGUUACGAAAUUCAACAAGUUGCAGAAUUUUGUGUCCCCUUACUACAUCACUUUGCUUGCCCAAGAUUUGGUUAGCGGUUCGCAUCAAACUUUUCAGGUUCUUGUUGAUGAAAAAGGUGUCGGCAGGUUGGACAUGAUCGUUGAAAUUGCUAGACCUAAAGGUGUGACCACCAAGGAACCCCCCAUACCUUGUGAUAGUUUUUCAGUGGGUGAUAAAUUGCCUGAGUGGCCGUCGCCGGAUUCUUUCAAUGAUACAAAACGAUUUUACCUGGUGAAGGAAUCGGAGUUGCAAAAUAAUGAUUGGAUUUAUCUGUAUUUGGAACUUGUACUCUGUGCAAUUGAUAGGGUCGGAAUCUCAGAUAGCGAUCUGUCCAAGCUGAGGAUUGUCAAAGCGGUGAUAGAAACCAAGGAAGAUAUGAUGCCGCCAAAUGAGAGACUCAAAGCCAAAACUGCAGUGGUCUACAUAACUUUUAAGGGCAUGACCAAUGCUCAGGUUGCUGGUGAGCAUGAUGAACGUAAAGCAAUGGUUAGAAGAAUCUUCAAUGAGGAUACAGGACGCUUGUCUCUCAGGGGUCACUUGAUUGCAGAGAAUCCAUAUGUAAACAUUGACCCUGUUACUUUUUUCAACUCUCACGCGCAUACAGAAGCUGUGCGUCGUGCUCUGGAGCUGCCGCUGCCGCCGUAUAUCCGUUAACCUUAAUAGUUUGAUGGCAAGAGAUUUAUAUAAAUUAAUCAGUUAUUUUAUCUGUUUCGCCGAAAUAUAAAUUAAUCAGUUAUUUUA